Messenger RNA from Arachis duranensis, 710 nucleotides. RefSeq lists its product as uncharacterized. The record is from RefSeq and is a predicted model, not a curated record. The transcript has a single exon. NCBI's taxonomy places the organism in Eukaryota, Viridiplantae, Streptophyta, Magnoliopsida, Fabales, Fabaceae. The coding region runs from base 248 to 451 and encodes 67 amino acids.
AGUUUCCAGAACUAGCUUUCCCUUAAAGGUAUCCUCCCUUAGUCCUUAUAUAUUAUUCCUUUCAACACCUUUCUCUAUAUCCAACAUUCAAACCAUAAAAACGUAUCACCACGAAAAUCCACAAAUUAAAUACCCUUUUAAAUCUGAAGUCAAAGUUUUCCAUCUUUGUCUAAUUGGAUCUCUAUAUAAUUCCUCUCUAGCUUGGUGUGUUAAGAACUCCGAAAAUAAGAACAGAGAGGAAAAGAACAUGUUGCAGUUGUUCUUCACAAUGGCUUUCUCUGCAGUUCCAUUGAUCCUCUAUAUUCCACCAAUCAGAAACUUGAAUCUCUUUGUGGAAGCCAUGGAAGACAUAAGCAGAGAAUCAAGAUUAUACAGCAAUAGGAUAUACCCUCGCCUAAGGAGUGCUUGGUUUAGGGUCAUCAAUUGCUUCCUAUGCUACAACACAAGGUAGAUUAAUUAGUUUAUUUUUAAUGUAAUUAUUUUUUUUAUUUUUUGCUAGUGACCCCCUUUUUUGGGUCUAAUUUUCAUUGUCUUCUAGAUUGUAUUUUCUUCCCAUCUUAUUGCGGGACCAGGUUGUAAUAAUGCCUUCUUCCUUUUCUUUGAGAAUUGUGAUAUUUUAAGUGGUACCAUAUGUGGUGAUUCCACUCCAAUAAUGGUCACGCAAGUUAUUUUUGAAAAAAUGUGUUUUUAAAUAUGUAUUUUUCUAUUAU